Molecule: messenger RNA, 648 nt
Organism: Tarenaya hassleriana
Lineage: Eukaryota; Viridiplantae; Streptophyta; Magnoliopsida; Brassicales; Cleomaceae
Exons: 2
Coding region: 83-355 (90 amino acids)
Source: RefSeq, a predicted model, not a curated record
GAUCGGAGCCAUUUAUCAAGGAAAUUAGGGUUUGUACGAUUUCUCUCGUUUCUGCGAAUCCGAAACGAAGAAAGGGACGACGAUGGCGAUGAGGAAGGUGUACAGUGAGAUCAAGGGGAAGAAAUUGAAGGAGCUUCCGAGCUACUUCAAGUCGGGGUUCACGAUUGAGAACGUGAAGAACUCUGUGAAGAGAGGGCUCGACAAUUACAACGACAAGUACAUUCAGACCAGCUCCGUCGAUCCUCUCCUUCAUGUCUGCUUCGGCGGCAUGAUCCUCUCGUACCUUGUCGCUCUUCCCCACGAGCGUCGCCGCCUCGAGCAUCAGCAGCAUGCCAAGGAGCAUGGUGGCCACUGAUGCGGGUGAAUUGGUUCGAUCUGUUCAUUUCCGAUGAUUUGAGUGUGGUGAAAUCUUUCUUCAGUUCAGUGGUGAAGAUUGUGUUGCUGGAUGGGUUUCCCCCCCGAAAUUCUUGGAUCUUGUUGACCAGAAAACCCUUUGUCAUGAAUUGCAUUUUCAUACACAAUAAAUGAAGCACGAUUUAUAAACAAACGAGACUCUUUCCAUUGCAUAUGGCAAUUGUCAUAUAGUAGCAGUUCAUAGCAGAUAACAAACAUUCCUUGAUCUGCCAUUGCUUACUACUAUAUGUCCAA